Myxozyma melibiosi is the source of this 1619-nucleotide messenger RNA. RefSeq lists its product as uncharacterized. NCBI's taxonomy places the organism in Eukaryota, Fungi, Ascomycota, Lipomycetes, Lipomycetales, Lipomycetaceae. The coding region runs from base 214 to 1476 and encodes 420 amino acids. The transcript is spliced from 6 exons. Gene Ontology annotation, cellular component: proteasome regulatory particle, lid subcomplex. The record is from RefSeq and is a predicted model, not a curated record. Gene Ontology annotation, molecular function: structural molecule activity; protein binding. Gene Ontology annotation, biological process: ubiquitin-dependent protein catabolic process.
GCUGGGGUUAGGCUGUGAUGGUGGUUGGAGAGGUGAAGGCUCCGUUUGUUGUCACCCAAAAUAAAGAAAACGUGACACCGCCGGCCCAUCGUCUUCCACAGUCAACCACUCGCUGCCUCUCUCGCAUCAGCCAUCUGUACCAUCGAUCCUGGUGUUUAUUCUCAAUCCUUCUCAUCGUUUUCAUUGAUUCACACAUAUUGCUUGUAACUUGAAAUGGCUACAUUGACGAGUCCGCUUGAAGCCGCGCGCUUGGCCACUGAGGGCAGCGAUCUCGCAAAGGCGGAGCACCUCUACAGGGAGAUCCUAUCCAAGCCCGUCGGCGCCAGCGAGAAGGCGAUUGCCGAGCAGGAGACCGCUUUAUACGAGCUUGGAGCGUUGUACCGUGAUCAUAAUAAAAUCAAGGAGCUGGAAGAGCUCGUGCGAUCGUCUCGGUCAAUCAUGUCCGGACUGGCAAAGUCCAAGGUGGCUAAAAUAAUACGUACACUGCUGGAUCUGUUCAGCAAGCUACCAGACUCGUUGGAUACUCAGAUCCGAGUGACCAAGGAGUGCAUCGAGUGGGCAGUUUCUGAGCGUCGAAACUUUUUGCGACAGAGCCUCGAGACGCGUCUUGUGUCGCUCUAUAUCGAGAGUGGAGCGUAUUACGAUGCGCUUGCGUUGAUCAACACUCUGUUGAAGGAGUUGAAGCGGUUGGAUGAUAAGAUGGUGCUGGUUGAGGUUGAGUUGUUUGAGAGCAAGGUCUACCAUGCUUUGAGAAAUAUUCCAAAGAGUCGGGCUGCGUUGACCAGCGCGCGUACUAGUGCAAAUGCUAUCUACUGUCCAACGAUAAUGCAGGCCAACUUGGAUAUGCAGAGUGGAAUUCUCCAUGCCGAAGACAAGGACUUUAAGACCGCAUUUUCGUACUUUGUGGAAGCUCUGGAGGGCUAUUCGAGCCAGGAAGACGCGAGAGCGAUUUCAGUGCUCAAGUACAUGCUUCUCUGCAAGAUCAUGCUUAAUUUGAAUGACGAUGUGCAUUCGCUGCUUGGCGGUAAGAUGGCACAAAAGUAUGCUGGACGUGAUGUGGAGGCAAUGAAGGCAGUUGCGUCGGCGCACUCGAACCGCAGCUUGAAGGAGUUUGAGGAAGCGCUUAGCACUUACCAUGCGGAACUGUCGUCCGAUCCAAUCAUUCGGUCGCACUUCACAUCGCUGUACGAUACGUUGCUGGAGCAGAACCUGGUCCGAGUGAUUGAGCCGUUUUCGUGCGUGGAGAUCACACAUGUGGCGGAGGUUGUUGGCCUGGAUACGCGCCAGGUGGAAGGCAAGCUUAGUCAGAUGAUUUUGGAUAAGGUGUUUUACGGCGUGCUCGACCAGGGCAAUGGCUGGCUGACGGUGUUUGAUGAGCCCCGCGAGGAUGCGACGUAUGUGGCGGCGCUGGAUACGAUCAGACAUAUGACUACUGUUGUUGAUCUUCUGUACGAGAAGGCGUCCAAGCUCAACUAGGCGGAGAGUCUGUUAGAUAGUCAAGAAAGCAUCUUGUUUCAUAUUAGCAAUUGAUCGUAGCUGCAAUUGUAUGCAUUGCGAUUGUCAAUGCGGUCUUAAUAGUGCGCUAAUGCAAAAAAAAAGAGGAUUCAUCAUCAUCUUCG